CUGAUAAUCUAUUUGCAUGUGUCACGCCAAAAUACAUUAAAUGUUAACAUUUACAUACAGCCAGUGUAGAUGACACAUUGAUUUAAAAAAAAUAGUGCAAGUGCUUUGAAUCUGUGAUUUCAAAUAUCGAAUCAAAAGGACUGCAUUAGUGUUGUGGGAGUUAAAGUGUUGAGAAUAGACCAACGACCAUGCAAGAUGGCGGGUGACGCCUGCAUACUGGUGACGGUGCUUCUGAUCUUCGCAAUAUCAGUUUUCGGGCAAGAAACAGCAUCGUCGAGAUGUUACUACAUGACUGACGCUAUUCCGAGAGAACCGAAACCGGAUGAUUUGCCUGAUUUAGAAUGGACUGGUGGAUGGACCGACUGGCCUUUGAUCCCGGCUGAGCCAAGAGACGACGUGUGCAUAAACGGCUGGUACCCACAACUCACCAGCACUUCUCUCGGCACCAUCAUCAUCCACAUGGAAGAGGAGAUCGAGGGAGAUGUUGCUAUCGCUAAACUUAACUAUGAUGGUUCUGGAACCCCAGAAAUUGUCCAGCCGAUGGUUAUAGGAUCUUUUAACCUGCUAAGUCCAGAGAUCCGGAAUGAAAACGGGGCGUGGUACCUUUAUAUAACCAAUAGGCAAGAUUAUGAAACACCAACAAUGCGUCGGUAUACAUUCGACGUCCGAGUGCCAGACGAGACUCGUGCGGCACGAGUGAGUCUCUCCAUCGAAAACAUUGACGAUAACGACCCUAUCGUCAGGGUGCUAGACGCUUGCCAAGUGCCGGAAUUGGGGGAGCCUCGACUAACAGACUGCGUUUACCAAGUGUCAGACGAAGAUGGGAGGCUUAGUAUCGAGCCCAUGACAUUCCGCCUCACAUCAGACCGUGAAGACGUACAGAUAUUCUAUGUGGAGCCAGCUCACAUUACUGGUGAUUGGUUCAACAUGCAAAUUACUAUCGGUAUCCUAUCAGCGCUUAACUUCGAAAGCAACCCGCUGCACAUCUUUCAAAUCACUGCUUUGGACUCCUGGCCCAACAACCAUACGGUGACGGUGAUGGUGCAAGUCCAGAAUGUGGAGCACCGACCGCCGCGAUGGAUGGAAAUCUUCGCAGUCCAGCAGUUUGACGAGAUGACGGAGCAGCAAUUCCAGGUGCGCGCCAUCGACGGAGACACUGGCAUCGGGAAAGCUAUACACUAUACCCUCGAGACAGAUGAGGAAGAAGAUUUGUUCUUCAUCGAAACACUUCCGGGCGGCCAUGACGGAGCCAUCUUCAGCACUGCCAUGAUUGAUGUGGAUAGGCUCCGGCGAGAUGUCUUCAGACUGUCCCUGGUGGCAUACAAGUACGACAAUGUGUCCUUCGCCACCCCGACACCCGUCGUGAUCAUAGUCAACGACAUCAACAACAAGCAACCCCAACCGCUGCAAGAUGAGUACACAAUCUCCAUAAUGGAAGAAACUCCACUGUCGCUGAAUUUUGCUGAACUUUUUGGUUUCUAUGAUGAAGAUUUGAUCUACGCACAAUUCUUGGUGGAAAUACAAGGCGAGAACCCUCCAGGCGUAGAGCAAGCGUUUUAUAUUGCGCCCACCGCAGGCUUCCAGAACCAGACAUUCGCCAUAGGGACUCAAGAUCACCGAAUGCUGGAUUAUGAGGAUGUUCCUUUCCAAAACAUCAAGCUCAAGGUAAUAGCAACGGACCGUGACAAUACCAAUUUCACUGGAGUGGCGGAAGUCAACGUGAAUCUGAUUAAUUGGAACGACGAGGAGCCGAUCUUUGAGGAGGACCAGCUGGUUGUCAAGUUCAAGGAGACUGUACCCAAGGACUAUCACGUCGGCAGACUGAGGGCUCACGACCGGGACAUAGGAGACAGCGUUGUGCAUUCCAUCUUGGGAAAUGCGAAUACAUUUUUGAGAAUCGACGAAGAAACUGGCGACAUCUACGUAGCUAUUGAUGACGCGUUCGAUUAUCACAGACAGAAUGAAUUUAACAUACAAGUUCGCGCUCAGGACACCAUGUCGGAGCCAGAGUCCAGGCAUACAGCGACUGCUCAGCUGGUCAUAGAACUCGAGGACGUCAACAACACACCUCCCACUCUGAGGCUGCCUCGCGUAAGUCCGUCUGUAGAAGAGAAUGUGCCAGAGGGCUUUGAAAUCAACCGGGAGAUAACCGCCACGGACCCUGACACCACAGCAUACCUGCAGUUUGAAAUAGAUUGGGACACAUCCUUUGCCACUAAACAGGGGCGUGAUACCAAUCCAAUAGAGUUCCACGGAUGCGUGGAUAUAGAAACCAUCUUCCCAAACCCAGCCGACACCAGAGAGGCUGUGGGGCGAGUGGUAGCGAAGGAGAUCCGCCAUAACGUGACCAUCGAUUUUGAAGAGUUUGAAUUUCUCUACCUCACAGUGAGAGUUCGGGACUUGCACACAGAUGACGGACGAGAUUAUGAUGAAUCUACCUUCACUAUAAUAAUAAUAGAUAUGAACGACAACUGGCCUAUCUGGGCGUCUGGUUUCCUGAACCAGACCUUCAGUAUUCGGGAGCGAUCAUCUACCGGCGUCGUCAUCGGGUCCGUACUCGCUACAGACAUUGAUGGCCCACUUUACAACCAAGUCCGGUACACCAUUAUCCCCCAGGAAGAUACUCCUGAAGGUCUAGUCCAGAUACACUUCGUUACGGGUCAGAUUACAGUUGAUGAGAAUGGUGCAAUCGACGCUGAUAUUCCACCUCGUUGGCACCUCAACUACACGGUUAUAGCCAGCGACAAAUGUUCCGAAGAAAAUGAAGAGAACUGUCCCCCGGAUCCAGUGUUCUGGGAUACUCUGGGCGACAACGUAAUUAACAUCGUGGACAUAAACAACAAGGUUCCGGCAGCAGACCUCAGUCGAUUCAACGAAACGGUGUACAUUUAUGAAAAUGCACCCGAUUUCACAAACGUGGUCAAGAUAUACUCCAUCGACGAAGACAGAGACGAAAUAUAUCACACGGUGCGGUACCAGAUCAAUUAUGCUGUGAACCAGCGGCUGCGAGACUUCUUCGCCAUAGACCUGGAUUCAGGCCAGGUGUACGUGGAGAACACCAACAAUGAGCUCCUGGAUCGGGACAGAGGCGAAGACCAACACAGGAUAUUCAUUAACCUCAUUGACAACUUUUAUAGCGAAGGAGAUGGAAAUAGAAAUGUAAACACUACAGAGGUGCUGGUGAUACUAUUAGAUGAAAAUGACAACGCUCCUGAAUUGCCGACUCCAGAAGAGCUGAGUUGGAGCAUUUCCGAGAAUUUACAAGAGGGUAUAACACUCGAUGGCGAACGCGAUGUAAUAUACGCACCGGAUAUAGACGAAGAGGACACGCCAAACUCUCACGUUGGCUACGCAAUCCUGGCCAUGACAGUCACCAAUAGAGACCUGGCCACUGUUCCGAGACUUCUCAACAUGCUGUCGCCUAACAACGUAACCGGAUACCUCCAGACAGCAAUGCCUUUGAGAGGAUAUUGGGGGACUUACGAUAUAAGUAUACUGGCGUUCGACCACGGUAUUCCUCAGCAGAUAUCUCAUGAGGUGUAUGAAUUGGAAAUUCGACCUUACAAUUACAAUCCUCCCCAGUUCGUUUUUCCUGAAUCCGGGACGAUUCUACGACUGGCUUUGGAACGCGCAGUGGUAAAUAAUGUUUUGUCACUUGUAAACGGUGACCCGUUAGACAGGAUACAAGCAAUUGACGACGAUGGUCUUGAUGCUGGCGUGGUGACUUUCGAUAUUGUUGGAGAUGCUGAUGCAUCAAACUACUUCAGAGUAAAUAAUGAUGGCGACAACUUUGGAACCUUGUUGCUGACACAGGCGCUUCCUGAGGAAGGCAAGGAAUUUGAGGUUACCAUCCGGGCUACAGACGGCGGAACAGAACCUCGAUCAUAUUCAACAGACUCCACUAUAACAGUGCUCUUCGUUCCGACUUUGGGUGAUCCGAUAUUUCAAGAUAACACUUACUCAGUAGCAUUCUUUGAAAAAGAGGUUGGCUUGACUGAGAGGUUCUCGCUCCCACUAGCAGAGGACCCUAAGAACAAACUCUGCACUGACGACUGUCACGAUAUUUACUACAGGAUCUUUGGUGGUGUGGAUUACGAGCCAUUUGACCUGGACCCGGUGACGAACGUGAUCUUCCUGAAAUCAGAACUAGACCGGGAGACCACUGCCACGCAUGUGGUGCAAGUGGCAGCCAGUAAUUCGCCCACAGGAGGCGGAAUACCACUCCCUGGGUCUCUUCUCACCGUCACUGUCACUGUACGAGAAGCGGAUCCACGGCCUGUGUUCGAGCAGCGUCUGUACACGGCUGGCAUUUCCACUUCCGAUAACAUCAACAGGGAACUACUCACCGUUCGUGCAACUCAUUCCGAAAACGCACAAUUGACAUAUACCAUCGAAGACGGUUCUAUGGCGGUGGACUCCACUCUGGAAGCCGUCAAGGACUCGGCGUUCCAUCUGAACGCGCAGACCGGCGUCCUCAUACUGAGGAUACAACCUACUGCCAGCAUGCAGGGCAUGUUCGAGUUCAACGUCAUCGCUACUGACCCAGAUGAGAAGACAGAUACGGCAGAGGUGAAAGUCUACCUCAUUUCAUCCCAAAAUAGGGUGUCCUUCAUAUUCCUGAACGAUGUGGAGACGGUUGAGAGUAACAGAGACUUUAUCGCAGAAACGUUCAGCGUUGGCUUCAACAUGACCUGCAAUAUAGAUCAGGUGCUGCCGGGCACCAACGACGCCGGGGUGAUUCAGGAGGCCAUGGCGGAAGUCCAUGCUCACUUCAUACAGGAUAACAUCCCUGUGAGCGCCGACAGUAUUGAAGAGCUUCGCAGUGACACUCAGCUGCUGCGCUCCGUCCAAGGUGUGUUGAACCAACGGCUGUUGGUCCUGAACGACCUGGUGACGGGGGUCAGCCCUGAUCUCGGCACUGCCGGCGUGCAGAUCACCAUCUAUGUGCUAGCCGGGUUGUCAGCCAUCCUUGCCUUCCUGUGCCUUAUUCUGCUCAUCACAUUCAUCGUGAGGACCCGAGCUCUGAACCGCCGUUUGGAAGCACUGUCGAUGACGAAAUACGGCUCGGUGGAUUCGGGGCUGAACCGAGUGGGGAUAGCGGCCCCAGGAACCAACAAACACGCUAUCGAAGGCUCCAACCCCAUCUGGAACGAACAAAUCAAGGCCCCGGAUUUCGAUGCCAUCAGUGACACAUCUGACGAGUCUGAUCUGAUCGGCAUCGAGGAUCUACCACAAUUCAAGAGCGACUAUUUCCCGCCUGAGGACUCGGAAUCCGCUCACGCCGCCUUUAGCGACCGCACGCCACGCGGGAACGAUGCGCCUAUUGCACACAGUAGCAACAACUUCGGUUUCAACACCAGCCCUUUUAGCGCGGAGUUCACUAACAGGCGCAUGCGACCAUAGACUAGACACGCUUUUAUAAAUAAGAUAAUAAAUGAAAUACCAUAGAAUAAGGAAUAAUAUUACAUAUAGAACGGCAACUCUUCGCUCCCCACCAACGCCUGAGCUAGGUUUACCUCACUCCCCUCGGACAUAGUUUAGUCUUCAAUAUGGGCGUCAAACACCACAAAAACUGAUGCGCGUGUACAAUAACGUCAAUGUGAAGUGUCUGUGUAAAACGUUGUGUUUUGUGUGAAGUGUCCGGGGUGUGUAAAUACUAAGGUUAAUCGCUGUUUAACACUAAGAUGUGGGUAAUGGGUUAGAGGGCGUUGCCAAGUUGCAAAAAAAUUGUGAUAGUAUCAAUACUAUCGAUAAUAUUGUUGCUUAGAACAUCAAUAAUAUCGAUACCAUCGAUAGUAUCGAUACUUUGUUAUUGUCGAACAUCAAUACUCAAUCGAUAGUAUUGUCACAUUCUGAGCUAUCUAUAGUAGGUAUCUAUACUAUCGACAGUUUCGAUAUUAUCGAUUGACCUAUUCCGGAAAUGACCGGUCUUGCUAUCGCCAUGCUAUCGAUAGACUAUCUAUUAUUAACCGAUAGUGGCGUAUCGAUCGGCACCACUACAAAAAUCCUAGGUACUUUUAUACGUGGUAUUGUGAACAUUAAAAGUAUGUGCUUACCCGUAAAGCUAUAGGGAUUAACACGUAAUAUACAUACUUGGGCGCGCAGUGGGCGUCAUACGGCUGAUGAUACAUACUUACCUAUUUAUUAUUUAUACAAACUAAGAAAUUACAAAUAUCAGCGAAGCAACAUGUAAAUAACAGGAAGCCAUAAUUAUGUUAUUCUGUGACUUAACUUACUUUAGUAAAUACUCAGUUGUAAAUAUGUAUACUUAUUUUAUAUAAAUUACGCAAACAAUAUAAUUAAGAAUAUUGUUUUACUAAAUA
Pectinophora gossypiella (pink bollworm) is the source of this 6323-nucleotide messenger RNA. It is a transcript of the gene Btr175, whose product is annotated as cadherin-23-like. The coding region runs from base 196 to 5403 and encodes 1735 amino acids. Lineage: Eukaryota; Metazoa; Arthropoda; Insecta; Lepidoptera; Gelechiidae. The record is from RefSeq and is a predicted model, not a curated record. Gene Ontology annotation, biological process: homophilic cell-cell adhesion. Gene Ontology annotation, molecular function: cadherin binding; calcium ion binding. The transcript is spliced from 35 exons. Gene Ontology annotation, cellular component: plasma membrane; catenin complex.